Molecule: messenger RNA, 2957 nt
Organism: Heteronotia binoei (common prickly gecko)
Lineage: Eukaryota; Metazoa; Chordata; Lepidosauria; Squamata; Gekkonidae
Gene: PRKACA
Product: protein kinase cAMP-activated catalytic subunit alpha
Exons: 10
Coding region: 125-1180 (351 amino acids)
Biological process (GO): peptidyl-serine phosphorylation
Cellular component (GO): nucleus; cAMP-dependent protein kinase complex
Molecular function (GO): protein kinase A regulatory subunit binding; ATP binding; cAMP-dependent protein kinase activity
Source: RefSeq, a predicted model, not a curated record
GACGCGGUCCGGCAGGGGCGGGGGGAUUGGGCCUGGCUGGGCCCGGCCGGAGCCUCCUUCCGCCUGGACCGAGCGAGAGAGCGGGGAGAGCGCCCCCUCCCCGCGGGCCCAGCCCCGCCUGGCCAUGGGCAACGCGGCCACGGCCAAGAAGGGCGGAGAGCUCGAGAGCGUGAAGGAGUUUCUAGCCAAAGCCAAAGAAGAGUUCCUCAAGAAAUGGGAAAACCCAUCACAGAACACAUCCACCCUAGAGCACUUCGAGCGACUCAAGACCCUGGGUACAGGUUCCUUUGGACGGGUGAUGCUCGUGAAGCACAAAGAUACCGGCAAUUACUUUGCCAUGAAGAUCCUUGACAAGCAAAAGGUUGUCAAACUGAAACAGAUUGAGCACACCCUCAAUGAAAAGCGCAUACUCCAGGCUGUGAACUUCCCAUUCCUUGUCAAGCUAGAGUAUUCUUUCAAGGAUAACUCAAAUUUGUACAUGGUGAUGGAAUACAUCCCAGGUGGUGAGAUGUUCUCCCACCUACGACGGAUUGGCAGGUUCAGUGAACCUCAUGCGCGGUUCUACGCUGCUCAGAUCGUGCUGACUUUUGAGUACCUGCACUCGCUCGAUCUCAUCUACCGAGACUUGAAGCCUGAGAACCUCCUCAUCGACCAGCAGGGCUACAUUGAGGUGACAGAUUUUGGCUUUGCCAAACGAGUGAAAGGUCGAACAUGGACUCUUUGUGGAACUCCAGAGUAUUUGGCUCCUGAAAUCAUUCUAAGCAAGGGUUACAACAAAGCUGUGGACUGGUGGGCCCUGGGUGUCCUCAUCUACGAGAUGGCAGCUGGCUACCCUCCAUUCUUUGCAGACCAGCCGAUUCAGAUCUAUGAGAAGAUUGUCUCUGGGAAGGUUCGCUUCCCAUCUCACUUCAGCUCAGACCUGAAGGACCUGUUGCGUAACUUGCUCCAGGUGGACCUCACCAAACGCUAUGGCAACCUGAAAAAUGGAGUCAAUGACAUCAAGAACCACAAGUGGUUUUCUACCACCGAUUGGAUUGCCAUCUACCAGCGGAAGGUGGAAGCUCCCUUUAUACCAAAGUGCAAAGGAGCUGGAGACACAAGUAACUUUGACGACUAUGAGGAAGAGGAGAUCCGGGUGUCCAUCACUGAGAAGUGCGCCAAGGAGUUUGCAGAUUUUUAGGGCCAGCCCCCUUUGCAGGCCACUUGCUUUGUGUGCCCAGGAAAAGGAAGGGCUGAAUUUGAUCAGCCCUGUGGGCCAGAGUUCCUUGCCUAUAUGUUACUUUUGAGAGGUGGGAGGCUGUUGGGGUUCAUCUGGAUCUGUUUGGGCAGAAAAUGAAAUGGGGAGUUCAUUUUGAAGCUGUGGAAAAUGCAGUAGUCCUGAGUGCUAUCCACCUGCCUCCCACCACAAGCUAGAAGGUGGCUCCAAGCCACUCUCAGGCAGGUUUUAAACAAAUUCCCUUCCUCCCUCUUAUUGAGUCCAUACACAAACCCUAAUCAGACAGUCCCCUAGUUUAUUGGUGGCUCUAUAUAAUUUUUUUUUAAGGGAAGGGGGAUAUUUUGCCAUCUAUAAAGGUUUGUUUCAUGGGGCAUUGGAAGAGUUUCAGGGAAGGAGGGAAGAGGAAGUAAACACAACCACAUUGCACUUUGGUGUUCAGACUGGCACUAAAUGGGUUAAUGGCCCAACCUUGUCACCUUCCUUGUGGGAUAACCCUGUCAUUUUAUCAAUAUUAUUUUUUCCCAAGCUCCUAUCAUUAACUUUAAAGAGCUGGCUGGCUUUAAAAAGGGUUUUUUAAACCAAUCGGGGGGGGGGGGGGCUUUUAUAUGUUCUGUCCCAGCACAAUUAAAUGAAAUUCAGCAGGAAUUUUAACUCUGUAAAACAACUGAGUUUUAGCAUGAAGGAUUUGUUAGGUAGAAACACUUUAUUUCCAAUCUUUGGGCCCUGUUUUAGGGAAAGGGGAGGGGGACAUAAUUAAUCAUACCUGCAAGAGAGGGGAAGGGAUUAGUUGAUAGACAGUCCAGGAAUACUAAAGUGGAACUUUGUCUGAUUUUUGUCCUAAAUGUGCUCCCCUUCUCUUCUCCCUUCCCCGUGCCAAAUGCCUCCCAGAUCAGCUCCACUGCAUCUGGCAACUCCUGCAGCAUCUGUCUGAAUGGAGGAGGAAGAAGCAGGAUCUAGUCCACCCUGUUUGAACAUCAAAGAAUAUCUAGCUCGUUGCCACCAUUAGUCUUCAAUUCUGAGUGGGUUUGUCCCUCCUGGUAACAAUCCGGAUGGGGCAAGGCACGAGCUGCAGGUGAACUGCUUAGGGUACAUAUGAUCCAAUCUGCUCAAGCCCAGUCUCUGUUCAGUAAUACAAGGAGAAUCCAGUCUAUUGGUAGAAACUCCAUUACUCCAGUUCUUGGGGAAGGGGAACUUUCCAUCCAGAUGCUCUGUUGUUUAUGUUCAAACAACAAGCUGUCCUAGCCUUGGUGUAAAGGAGCUUUAGGAACAAGUGCCAGAAAGAUCCAUCUACUCUGGGCAAACCAGUGCAAUGCUGUCAAAGGAGAUGUCCCAUUGGAAUCUGUUUAGUCUUCCCUCUGAGAGACAUGGAUGUGCUGGGAGCUCCAAGUGCAGAUGGAGGGCAACUUGUUUCCUCCAUUGAUUUGUUCUGACUUCUCUGCCUCUCCCUCUUUCCAAAGCAAUGCCACUUUGUGUUCUGUCUUUCACCUAUCCCACUCCCCCCACCCACCCACCCACACACACUCAUCCUGUAUUCACCAGUUUAGUUUUCUUCUGUUCUUUUCAUGGCUGGGGAGCAGAGUAGGCUUCUUUAGAUUGGUAGAUAAAUUAUAUCACACAUACAGAAGCGCAGUUGGGGGCAGAUGACUCCUUAUGAUCUUCCCAUCAAGAAACUCAUCAGCCUCUCUAUGCUGGGAUGGGGAGAAGGGGAGCUAAAUCCUCACUUGCUCCCUGCCUUGGGAGG